AUGGAUUUACCACAAACACCACAAGUUUGGGUCCCCAAAACUGAAUCAAACCAAGAAGCCAAUGCGACGAACCACAACUCCACCGAGGUAGAGAUGGGAGGAACACAGGACACAAGCCAACCUGAAGAACCUGCGCAAGAUUCCACACUUCCAGAUGUGCAGGCAGAGCUAGAGCUACCCGCUCCGGCAAAGAAGAACGCAGGCUUCAACUUCCUUGACUUCCUGACUUCACCAAUCGUUGAGAUCAUCGUUGGGAAAGGCGACGAUGAGACCGUUAUGACAGCUCAUCAAUCCCUCCUGAUGGAGGCACCACUACUAGCCGAGUUUGUUAGCAACUUCGAAGCUUCAGGACCCAGACGCAUUACCCUGCCAGAAGAGGAUGUUGACGCCUUCAGUUGCUUCCUCCAAUUCCAAUAUACCCGUGAUUACACUGUGAUUCGAACGGAAACACCUGGGGAAACAGCCGACGACAAAAGCGGUGAUGAGUUGCUGCGCCAUGCGCGCAUCUACACCCUGGCAGAGAAGCUGGGCCUUCCAAACCUCCAGCGCAUCGCCCAUGCCAAGAUCCAUAAGGUCCAGAGUUCCCCUAACGCGGAGCUUUCCUAUGCCCGUUAUGUAUACACUCAUACACCGGCAGCAGAUACUACUAUUCGGAAGCCUGUGGCGAAUUACUGGGCGAACCAAAGCCACGUGCUGCGCCAGGAGGUUGGGGACGACUUUAAGAAGCUGUGCAUUGAAGUGCCGGAGUUUUCAUUUGAUGUCUUGACUAUCAUUCUGGAUCGCAAGCUGAAGAACGGAUCGGUGGAUGAGAUCAAGGAAGUGCGCGCAAGCGCAGAAGAGACAUCUAGGGCAAAAUCUUGUUAA
Molecule: messenger RNA, 864 nt
Organism: Penicillium mononematosum
Lineage: Eukaryota; Fungi; Ascomycota; Eurotiomycetes; Eurotiales; Aspergillaceae
Exons: 4
Coding region: 1-864 (287 amino acids)
Source: RefSeq, a predicted model, not a curated record